AUGAAAUCGACAGCCAUUCUGUUGAUUAUAAAUUUUAUCGCUGUUUUGGCCACUGAUGAAUUCAAUGAUUUUCAACAACCAUUACGUUUAAAACGUUUUAUAAAAUCACGAUCAACAACAACAACAUCGACAACAACAACCGAAUUACCAAUUGAACAAGAAAUUGAUGAUGAAAUUCCCGAUGAAGAAUCACCAUCAACAAAUUCAAGUGAACCAAUAUCGAUAGGCGUUGCGGAUUGUGGACGAACAAGAUUUUUCUCCAUUGAUCGUAUCGUAAAUGGACGGCCAGCAUCACCAGGACAAUUUCCAUGGCAAGUUUUUUUACGUAUUUCAACACGUGAUGGUGAUAUGGUUUGUGGUGGUUCAAUCAUUAAUGAAAGAUGGAUACUGACGGCUGCACAUUGUAUAUCAAGUGAACAAACUGGACAAUAUUCAGCACAAGCAGUUGAAGUUGUUGCCGGUAGUUUAAUACGUGGUGGUUAUGGUGAUAGCCGACGAAUAUCACGUAAUGCUGAUUGUGCAUUUAAACAUCCUGGUUGGAUUGGUGUACGUGGUUCAUUUAAAAAUGAUAUCGCUUUGAUACGGUUACCGAAAUCAAAUCCAUUACGUUUGACAUAUCAAAAAGGUGGUAAUAUUAAUGCUAUUUGUUUGCCACCGCGGCAAUCACCACCAUUUGAUUAUCAUGGUCGUGCACGUGUUGCCGGAUGGGGUUUGACACGUGAUCGUGGUGUACUAGCCCGUAGUUUACAAUAUACUGAUAUUAAUGUUAUUUCGGAUAAUGAAUGUCGUCGUUAUCAAUAUCCAGUUAAUAUAGCUGAUUCAAUGGACAACAAUAUGUACAAUUUGGACUAG
Molecule: messenger RNA, 852 nt
Organism: Dermatophagoides pteronyssinus (European house dust mite)
Lineage: Eukaryota; Metazoa; Arthropoda; Arachnida; Sarcoptiformes; Pyroglyphidae
Product: granzyme M-like
Biological process (GO): proteolysis
Molecular function (GO): serine-type endopeptidase activity
Source: RefSeq, a predicted model, not a curated record